Molecule: messenger RNA, 1155 nt
Organism: Cynara cardunculus var. scolymus (artichoke)
Lineage: Eukaryota; Viridiplantae; Streptophyta; Magnoliopsida; Asterales; Asteraceae
Exons: 2
Coding region: 239-868 (209 amino acids)
Source: RefSeq, a predicted model, not a curated record
AUUCUUAGGUUGAAGAGGAAGAAACAGUCCCUGUGCAGUCGACGGUUGUAGAGGAAGAAACAGCCCAGCCUGCCUGUUUUUUUUCGCGUUCCGGCAGUCCAAACAGCAAGAACAGCACCUGUACUUGCUGCCCGUUUUCUUCGCGUUCCGGCUGUCCAAACAGAAAGAACAGCAGCCCUCGCGUGCAGAAUUCCCGAAAACAGCAGUUGCAGAGCGUGGCCGGAGCUAGAGGUCGACUAUGGUAGCUAAGGGGGGGCUGUUUGAGCGACAGAAAAGCGAAGAAACAGCACAACAAUGCUGUCGCUUGCUGCAGUCGCUGGUUCCGUGUGAUCUGUGCAGUCUGCCGUCUCCGAGCCCCUGCACGCGACUACUUCCGUGUUCCCAGCCGUGCUGUCGUGUCUAUGUGAUCAUCAAACAGCAAGCAGAAAACAUUAGUCGUUGCCAUGUCUUCUCGAGCGACCAAACAGCAGACAGACCAUCGAUGUGUUCUCGUAGCAGCCUAGCAAUAGUCAGAACCUUGCUGUCCGUCGCCAAACAGCAAACAGCAAACAGCGAACAACAGCGAGCAAAAGGGUGCUGUCGCACCUUUCCGGACAGCAACAGCAGCGAGCAAAAGGGUGCUGUCGCACCUUCCCGAACAGCAACAGCAGCAGUACCAUUCACUGCUGUGCAGAUUUUUGUUCCUUCGUUGCACCUCGUACCCAAACAGCAAGCAGCAAACAGCACCAUUGCUGUGCUGUUUUCCUUGCGUCCUUUGCCUAAUCAUCACAGCAGGCACGGUUGUGCUUUAGCGGACAGCUUAUACCGCACAGCAACAACAGUCGCUGCUGUCCUGUUUAUAUCGCCUCCCUUGCGACUAUCGGAUUAAUCCCGAGAAAUUAGGAUUUCCCCUAAAUCCUACAUGUUCCUUUAGCGGCGGGGCUCAAAAGGGUUGAGAGGAGCGUUGAUUCGUGAAAGGCUCUUUUGUAGUUAUAGCUUUUGUUACUUUUGAGCGUUGCGUAUUGGGGUUACGCUAUUUUUGGAGAUUGAUAAAAAACACCCGUCUUUAAUCUAGAUAUAGAAUAAUCUAGAUCAGUAGGUUGUUAUUUAUCUUCUCGGUAGCUGUUUUGUAAACGCUUUACUAUUACCCUUUGUUGGGUGAAUUUUAAUUCUAGA